AUGAGCGACUACUAUGCGUUGUUGGGAGUGAGCCGGACGACGACGAGCGAUGAACUCACGAAGGCCUACCGCCGGAUCUCGCUCAAAGCGCAUCCGGACAAAGGAGGCUCCGAGGAGAAGUGGAACGCCAUCCACACAGCCUACACCGUGCUGAACGACCCACAGACGCGAAGCCUUUACGAGCGCUACGGCCGCACACUCCAGCCGAGCGUGGGCAACAGCCUGGAGAUUGGGACGGAGCUCAUCCUGCCGCUGGGCGUGGGAUGCGCGUUCGGCUUCCUGCUGGCGUUCCUAAACCUAGCGAUCGGGUCGACGAGUAGCCUCUUCCUUGCUGCGUUUUUCAUCUUCUUGGGCGCUACGCGAUUGCCCAACAGCAACAACAGCAUGACAAAGACAACUCGUUGGCUGGGCUUGUGGUUGGAGGACUGCUCGGUAUGCUCAUCAUCGGUUUCUUCUCCUUCUUCUUCUCUCUCCUGUUUGGGUGGUAGCCUGCACACAUACAAUAACUCUUCGCUGGAGCGUGGCACGUGUUUCACCAAACGCUUGGGGUUGGGGUGGUGCUCUGGUACGCCUCGUUCUUGGUCGCCCGCUUCGCGAGGCUUGCGCUCUUGA
Molecule: messenger RNA, 612 nt
Organism: Acanthamoeba castellanii str. Neff
Lineage: Eukaryota; Discosea; Longamoebia; Acanthamoebidae
Product: DnaJ domain containing protein
Exons: 5
Coding region: 1-612 (203 amino acids)
Biological process (GO): protein refolding
Cellular component (GO): cytoplasm
Source: RefSeq, a predicted model, not a curated record